UCUUCAUUCUCAUGUGGUUUUUCAAGCUCACUCCUUUCGCCCACUUUCUUUACCUACUUGCUUGAAACCCAAGUAAUCUCCGGUCAACAAAAGGAACAGCUUUUCCUUUUCUUUUCUUGUUGGUGAAGAUCAGUUGAGGAAACAUGAGCUGCAAUGGUUGCCGAGUGCUCCGAAAAAGGUGCAAGGAUACAUGUGUGUUACGGUCAAGCUUAUGUUGGAUAGAGUCCCCCGAAGCCCAAGGCAACGCCACCUUAUUUCUCGCCAAGUUCUUCGGCCGCAGUGACCUCCUUUCUCUUAUCUCUUCCGUCCCUGAAUCCCAACGCCCUGCUUUGUUUCAGUCUUUAUUGUUCGAGGCGUGUGGUCGUACCGUGAAUCCGGUGAACGGAGCUGUAGGGCUGUUAUGCAGUGGGGACUGGCAUAUCUGCCAGGCGGCGGUGGAUACGGUUUUUCAAGGCGGAGCGUUACGGCCAAUUCCGGAGAUCAUAGCCGGAGUUUGGACGCCGAGUUGCAAUAAGUCAUCUGAUCGUUUUAGUGGCAACAGCUCGUACCACUUCCAGAACCACUACGCUGAGUCGAAGCCUUUGAUGAGGAUGAUGAUGGACAAUCAAACGGCUUCAACCGUGUCGGAUCUAAGCCUCUCUUUGAUGACAAAGUUCGGUGGAGGAAGACGUGGCGGAAGGCGCUACAAGGAAGAAAAGAAGAGAGCAAAAGCGAUGCCGCUUUAUUCGGAGGAAUCGGAGAUAACUAUUUCCGAGAGCAACGAAAAUGAAGGAAGCCAGAAGAGAAAGAUUUUGAAACUCUUCGUCUGAGAACACUUUUGAGUUAUAAAGCGAAGGAAAACGGUCUUUUUUUUUAUAAGUG
Hibiscus syriacus is the source of this 861-nucleotide messenger RNA. RefSeq names its product LOB domain-containing protein 38-like. The transcript has 2 exons. Gene Ontology annotation, biological process: regulation of gene expression. The record is from RefSeq and is a predicted model, not a curated record. Lineage: Eukaryota; Viridiplantae; Streptophyta; Magnoliopsida; Malvales; Malvaceae. The coding region runs from base 144 to 809 and encodes 221 amino acids.